AUGCCCACUUCACUCCAGACCCACAUAUCCUUCCUCUCUGCGGAUACUCACUGCCACUCCCAGGAGAAAAAACUGACACUCCAUGGCACCCGCCAAAGGGUCACGGGUCCGGGGAUGAACCAGCGUGGCCACACGCCAAAACUAAGUCCCCAGCCAAGGACCAGAAGAGGCAAGGGGCUGGGGCAGGAAGAGGAUACCUUGUGGGAGAGGGCAGGUGAGCGGUGUCCCCGGGAAAGCGGCAGAGAAAACAGGUUGGCCGCCUCGGAGGAACUACGCCCGGGUAGGCAGUGGAGGAAGCGAGAGAUCCCAGAACUGCGGGAGGCAGAGCUACCCAGGGGGGCGGAGUGGGGUGCGCACAUCCCGCCCGCUGUCGGCCGGGCUUGCCUGGAGCUGCUGCAGGGGGCGGAGGCCGAGCCUCGUGAGCGGGAGCGGAGGACACCGGGACUAGCACUGCAUCCUCCCACCCUUCCACCCUGGCCCGCGCCGGGGUCCCAGAGCGACCUCGGCGACCUGCCCAGCCCACUUACCAUGCUGGCGCCGAGGAUCUCAGGGCGCGCUGCAGUCCCUGACUCGGUCCCGAACCUUUCUCUUCGCACGCUCUUCGGGCAGGCGCGGGAGCCGGAUCGGCAGGCAGAGGACGCGCCGGGCGACAGUCUUGUGUUGGCCCCAGAGGCGGAGGGAAAACCCGGCCUGACUCACCCGCCCGGCGCGAGCCCCAGAGCCCGGCCCGGCCCCCGGAUGUGGGGGGCGGGCACCGGCGCCGCCCCCGAGCGACCUGAGCCCCGCCCCGGCUCACGGGUGCAGCGGAGCCAGGUCCCCCGGUGUGCGAUCACCGGUCGCUUGCGUGCAGCAGCUCCGCAGACCCGGCUCCGGCCGAGGCUCCUGAGCCCGCGCCUCCCGGCUGCUCCUCCUCCUCCAGUUCCGAACCUCGCCCGCCUCGCUCGUUCAGUUUCCUUCCAGAACCAGCUUCCAAACUGGCGCGCUGGGGUGGGGCGGUCACGUCUCUGCUUCUGGCCGCCUCUUUCUCAGAUCUGUGGAUUUGGCAUGCAAGCCAUGCUAUUCAGAUGCCAAGGACUGAGGCACUCCUGGCACCAGGCCAGAGGUGAAGUGAAACCGAAUUCCCUGGGUGUACCUGUUUCCUGAAUUGGCUAGCCUUGGACAACGUAACUUCUAAAGUUAUCUGCUGCCUGUAAGUGCCCGAGAGAGUAGGAUCCGAGGGCCACCCACGGGGAGUAGGAGUUUAUCAUACCUCUGGCUGUCACUUUUCUCCUUGACGGUUAUGACAGUCUUUCUAGGCUCUUCUUCACCCUGCCCCAGAGCAGCCCUAGCCCACACAUUUGGUUUCCAGUUCUCUGUAGCCCAAAAGAUAGAAUCUCAGCCUCAAGAUCAGGCUGGCACACCACCAUGACUCCCGUCACCGUGUCCUGGGCACUGCCUCAGUCUCCUCCUCUGGAAUUGACUGGUUUGGGUGUCACCCCACUGCCUUCGAGGUCUCUCUUCCCACCCUCAACCAAAAAUUGAUCCCGCUGUCUCCACGUUGAGCCUUUCCUUCUCUCGGUUGCCCCUUUACCGCGCACCUGGGUCACUUGUCAUCCGGUCUUGUCACUCCCAGGAAAUAGCAAGCCCUGAGCAUACAGGGACUCGUGCCCAGUCGAGGUCUUGAAGGCGUUUGGGAAAUGCCAUCUCAGCAUGUUACACUGACUGCUGGCUUCUUUGAACCGAGGCCUGGGAACAGAGCCUUUACCCAGUGAACAGGCUGGACAGCCUUGUUUUUCAGUUUCUGACUCGGGGUCUUGUUAUCUAGCCCAGGUUGACUAGAACUCACAGUCCUGUCUCUGCCUCUGGAGCUGAGAGUCCAGAUGUGCAUGGCCGCGUCUGGCUUCUGUAUCUAAGGAGACAACUUUUGUUCACCAUUCCACUGCCCCAAAAUUUGUGCCACACCCAUCCUUCCAUCCCAGGAGCAGAGAGCCUGUGUUCUUUUUUGUAGCACCAAUCAUUUUGUGAAGAAAUAUAGUUUUCUCUCCUUUCGUUGGUUUUUUGAGGUAGGGUUUCUCCACAUAGCCUUGGCUAUCCUGGAACGCACUAUGUAUAACAGAUUGUCCUCGAACUCACGGAGAUCCACCUGCCUCGGCCUCUCAAGGUUUGCCACCAUGCCCAGCCUUGGUGCUGGGGAUUGAACCCAGGGCCUUGUACAAGCUAGGUAAAUACUCUCCGAACGGAGCAACACAUCCAAUUUUCUCCUUUUAAAAAAAAGAAAUGUGGCUGGGCGGUGGUGGCGCACGCCUUUAAUCCCAGCACUUGGGAGGCAGAGGCAGGCGGAUCUCUCUGAGUUCGAGACCAGCCUGGUCUACAGAGCUAGUUCCAGGACAGGCUCCAAAACCACAGAGAAACCCUGUCUCGAAAAACCAAAAAUAAAAAAAAAAGAAAGAAAUGUGUGUGUGUUCUAUGUGUCUGACUGUAUGUCCCUUGUGUCUCUGCAGCACUCAGGCAGGCAGAGGAGGGCCAUGGAUUCCCCUGGAGCUAGAGUUACAGGCAGUUCUACACUGCGUGACGUGGGUGCUAGGAGUCGAACUCAGGUGUCUGUAGGAGCGGCAGGUGCUUAGUCGCUGGGCACCUCUCCAGCCCCGGUUUUCCUCCUCUUAAUCUGUCUAAUGACAGUUUAAUUAGUAGACCAACCAAGAACUCAGGAGGGCGGGGAGACGCCAUUUGCUCUCACUACAGUCUUCUCCCGGGGCUGACAGUUGGUCGCACUCCCCUCCAACGCACCAUCUGCCCCCAAAAGAACUUCGUGGCCAUUUCCUAACAGGAAGAGGAGAAGGAGGAAAGGUGGCUUCUUGCUCUGGAGCCUGGUUUUGUAACUGCCUGGUGACCUUUCUGAGCCCUAGAUUCUUGGUUUUGUAAAACAGGACAAAUCACUAGAUUAAGUUCACUCGGGUGCAAGAACUGGCAUGAUACGCAGACACUGGCAGCCCUGCAGCCCCCGCCCUUCACUCCUCGCUCCUCACCCUCCCUCCUCUUCUCCUUUGUCCCCUUGGAGCUGAGCCAGCUCUAGCCCCACCAGGAAGAUUUGGGCUGUGUUGGUGGUCACUAACGACCUCGGGCCUUGCAAAGAGCAGGUUGGCAGAUACCAAGUGGACUCUCCCGUAGUCCUCCUCCCUCAGUGACCCGGUGACCUGGGCAGCACCAGCAGGUUGUGGGUGGAAGCUGAGACCUGCCAGGACUUGCUCAGGUGCCUGCCCGAGGGCAGGCAGCUCUCAGACCUGCAGGAGCCAGCCAGGAUGAGAUCCACCCCCGGAAGUCCAAACUGCACGGCUGACCCGCUCCUGGGCCACAGGGAGACCUGGACCAGCCAGUCCAGGAGGAGCUGCCAGGCUAAGUGGUCACAGCACUUUGUUCCAGUGCUGAGGAGGCCUGGGAUCCAGGCUUUCAAGGGUUUAGGACCUGGGUUGGGAUCUGGCCUAUGAGGCAGGGUCAGCACGCUCAGCCCUGCCUACUGAGCACAGUCAAGGGGACUAAGGUGGCACUUUGUAUAUGGGGUAUAUUCUCCCACAGUGUUUUAAAUACCAGCUUAAUAAAGUGAGCUUGGAUUCUUCUGUAUCAUUCCUGACUACCAGUGAGUUUCAGGCCAGCCUGAACACAAAAACAAAAUAUGAAGUCAUGGUCUGUGUUGAUGACGACCUUCAGCUAGUCCUCCUAGGUGCAUGCCCUCCUACCUCAGCAUCCCGGGGGUGAAGCUAGGAGUACAGGGGGGGUACUCCUAGCUAUUUACCUUUUUUCCUAAGAAUUGAAGCCAGGGCCUCACAUCUGCUAAACCCCUGUAACCAAACUGCACCCCGAGCUACACCCUUAGCUCUCCUGGGUUGUCUCAAAACAAUUCCAAAUAAACAUCAUUCUUUGUUUUGUUGUGUUUUUGAGAUAGGGUUUCUCUGUGUAGCCUGGUUGUCAUGGAACUCACUCUGUAGACCAGACUGGCCUCAAGAUCACAGAGAUCCUCCUGCCUCUGCCUCCUGAGUGCUCGGGUUAACAUG
Messenger RNA from Alexandromys fortis (reed vole), 4028 nucleotides. RefSeq lists its product as uncharacterized. Lineage: Eukaryota; Metazoa; Chordata; Mammalia; Rodentia; Cricetidae. The transcript is spliced from 4 exons. The coding region runs from base 1 to 1143 and encodes 380 amino acids. The record is from RefSeq and is a predicted model, not a curated record.